ACUAGUAGGUUCAAACAUUUUAACAGGAUUGUCCGACUAGGACACAUGUACCUACCUACAAAAUGUUACAGUUUCAAAAAUAUAUUGUGAUGUUAUUGAUUUUACUGAUGACAGCGCAGUGCUAUGAAGCUAAAGUAACGUUUCCAGUGCAGAAAUCUGCUUUGGAAACAAACUCACCGCAUAGAAAUAAAACUCAGUCUCAAAACUCAAAAUCAUUUAUUCAAAUUUUUUCAGAUGAAGUAUUGCUUUCAACUAAGCUUUUUAAAAACUUUACUCUCAUCAUCCCGGAAAAGUGUGAAGAACUAGGAAUUUGUGAACAUCUCCCCAACUACCCACAUCGAUUGGUUAUGAGGAUAAUUAAAAAACUUUUAAAACGAAACAUCAAAUUUAAUGAAGAUGUCAAGCAGUGGGAUGAUUACAUAGAUUUCUUUGAGGAGUCGUCAAGGAUACCAGAAGAAGAAGAUCUCUGCAAAAGCAAAUCUAAGUUAUAUAUCCCGCAAGCGGCACGAGACGCCAGCAAUACGUGGCAAUUGAUAUUGAACUCUGCGGGCGCAGGCACGACUCAGAACUUUAUUGGAGAGCAGUGCGAGCCCAAAUAUCCGGAUUGUUCCAAGAUGGCAUACUUCUCGAAGCCAUUUUACCGCGGGGCGUGUGUCCAGAAAUUUAUGAAGAGAGUGAUGUAUGGGCUCAAUGAGAAUGGAGUGAUUAAAACACUAUUUGACGUACCCAGCUGCUGUGCCUGUGUUGCAAUACGAUUAUCAUAAGGAUUCAUUACCACGCGACUCAAAGUUAAACAUUGAACUGUGCAUUUUAUAUCGCACUAGAUGGUCAUCAUGCGGGUGCUAUCUUUUGCAAGAAAUAAAGAUUUUUAUUUAGCCA
Molecule: messenger RNA, 879 nt
Organism: Maniola jurtina (meadow brown)
Lineage: Eukaryota; Metazoa; Arthropoda; Insecta; Lepidoptera; Nymphalidae
Exons: 7
Coding region: 63-764 (233 amino acids)
Biological process (GO): regulation of Toll signaling pathway; innate immune response; central nervous system formation
Cellular component (GO): extracellular region
Molecular function (GO): growth factor activity; Toll binding
Source: RefSeq, a predicted model, not a curated record